Molecule: messenger RNA, 1815 nt
Organism: Gossypium arboreum
Lineage: Eukaryota; Viridiplantae; Streptophyta; Magnoliopsida; Malvales; Malvaceae
Product: 2-oxoisovalerate dehydrogenase subunit alpha 2, mitochondrial
Exons: 9
Coding region: 121-1584 (487 amino acids)
Biological process (GO): branched-chain amino acid catabolic process
Molecular function (GO): oxidoreductase activity, acting on the aldehyde or oxo group of donors, disulfide as acceptor
Source: RefSeq, a predicted model, not a curated record
GAAGCGUAUCACGUCUAGAAUACCUAUCCUCGUCGGCGUAUUAACCAUCUAAAAAAGCUUCCUUCCUUUAUUUGUCCUACGAAAAUUUUGUUUUGACCAUCUAACUUGAAUCUCUUUUCCAUGGCUUUCUAUUUGAAAAAUCCAAGAAACAUUAUCAACAACCUUAAAUCAAAGGUCGGAUUAUGGAGUUUAAUGAAGCAGAGUCAUAGUACUUGUUGUUACAGCUCUUGUCUGAAUACCAUUCAUCUUCACCGUUUCCUCCCAUUAACUACUCUACCACAAUUCACAAACCCAGAGUCUAUUUCCCAUAAAAAAGGACAUUUUCCCCAUUUUCAACGUUUUCAAUCCACCACAACUGAGAAACAGAUUGAUUCUGUCCCAAAUGAUGAACACAAUCAGGUAUUGGAUUUUCCAGGAGGAAAAGUUGUUUUUUCUCCUGAGAUGCGGUUUUUAUCCGAAUCUCCUAGUGUGAAUUCCCAGUGCUACCGAGUUCUUGAUGAUGCUGGUCAGCUAAUUAGUCACAGCAACUUUGUACCGGUCAGUGAGGAAGUUGCUGUUAAAAUGUAUAGCAACAUGGUCACCCUUCAAACUUUGGAUACCAUAUUCUACGAAGCUCAAAGGCAAGGAAGAAUUUCCUUCUACGUGACCUCCAUUGGAGAAGAGGCUAUCAACAUUGCAUCGGCAGCAGCACUUACAUCAGAUGACAUUGUUUUCCCCCAGUACAGGGAGCCAGGAGUUCUAUUAUGGCGUGGUUUCACCUUGCAAGAAUUUGCAAACCAGUGUUUUGGAAACAAAGCUGAUUAUGGAAAAGGCAGACAAAUGCCUAUUCAUUAUGGAUCUAACAAGCUUAACUACUUCACCGUAUCAUCAACUAUUGCUACACAAAUUCCUCAUGCAGUUGGUGCUGCAUAUUCUCUGAAGAUGGACAAAAAAGAUGCAUGUGCUGUCACUUACUUUGGUGAUGGUGGCACAAGUGAGGGAGAUUUUCAUGCUGCUAUGAAUUUUGCGGCCGUCACAGAGUCUCCAGUAAUUUUUAUCUGCAGGAAUAACGGAUGGGCAAUUAGUACACCCACUUCAGACCAGUUUCGAAGUGAUGGGAUUGCUGUUAGAGGGCAAGCUUAUGGAGUCCGGAGCAUUCGUGUAGAUGGUAACGAUGCACUUGCGAUGUAUAGUGCAGUUCGCUCUGCACGUCAAAUGGCUGUAAAUGAACAUAGGCCCAUUUUAAUUGAAGCUGUUACAUAUCGAGUUGGACACCACUCCACAUCAGAUGAUUCCACCAAGUACCGUCCUGCCGGUGAAAUUGAAUGGUGGAGAAUGGCAAGAGACCCUGUAACAAGAUUUAGAAAGUGGAUUGAGAUAAAUGGUUGGUGGGGUAGUGAGGCUGAGUCACAGCUCAGAAGCAGCAUUCGGAGUCAGUUAUUGCAUGCAAUUCAGAUAGCAGAGAGAGCUGAGAAACCUCCAGUUAAUGACUUAUUCACGGAUGUAUACGAUAAUAUUCCGUCCAACCUGCGCGAGCAAGAGAAACUUCUGAAAGAAACCAUCAAUAGACACCCCAAAGAUUACCCUGCAGAUGUUCCGAUUUAGGUGAACCAUAUUUACUUACAAGCAGUGAUUACUUUUUCUACGAAGCUUGAACUUGUGAUCCUGCAAUUAGUUACAAUAUGAAGCAGACUUAAUUAUGAUGAAGUAUUAGAAAGCAAGAAGCUUUCUUGGAUUCAAAUGCCUGGAACAGUGAAAAGGAUGAAAAACAAAUUUGUUUUUGGAUAAGUAAUUUUAUAAUCCAAAGAAGCAGGAUGACAUGCAAUAUCAAGACAA